Molecule: messenger RNA, 825 nt
Organism: Acomys russatus (golden spiny mouse)
Lineage: Eukaryota; Metazoa; Chordata; Mammalia; Rodentia; Muridae
Gene: Coq7
Product: coenzyme Q7, hydroxylase
Exons: 6
Coding region: 91-741 (216 amino acids)
Biological process (GO): regulation of reactive oxygen species metabolic process; regulation of gene expression; determination of adult lifespan
Cellular component (GO): nucleus; mitochondrial inner membrane
Molecular function (GO): 3-demethoxyubiquinol 3-hydroxylase activity
Source: RefSeq, a predicted model, not a curated record
UCCUGGCCCACGGCAUCUACUGCGUCAUUAUCCUGAGCCGAGAGCACGAUUGGCCCGGACGCUUGGGCCGUGGUUACAUUUUCACCAGCGAUGAGCGGCACGGGAGCGUUAGCCGCUGCUUCCGUGUGGCGCCCGCGCCCUGGCGUCUGGAGGCCCUUCUCAGCUUAUGGAAGAGGAGUCAUCAGGUUUCAUAGUUCAGGAAUGACCUUAGAUAGUAUUAACCGGGCAGCUGUGGAUCGAAUAAUUCGGGUGGAUCACGCUGGUGAAUAUGCAGCGAACCGCAUCUAUGCAGGGCAAAUGGCUGUGCUGGGCCGGACCAGUGUGGGCCCUGUCAUUCAGAAAAUGUGGGAUCAAGAGAAGAAUCAUUUGAAAAAGUUCAACGAGCUGAUGGUUGCAUUCAGGGUCCGACCUACAAUUUUGAUGCCCUUGUGGAAUGUGGCAGGCUUUGCACUGGGGGCGGGAACUGCCUUGCUGGGGAAGGAAGGAGCGAUGGCCUGCACCGUGGCCGUAGAAGAGUCUAUUGCGCAUCACUAUAACAACCAGAUCCGUACGCUGAUGGAGGAGGACCCUGAGAAGUAUGAGGAGCUGCUGCAGGUCAUCAGGAAGUUUCGAGAUGAAGAACUUGAGCACCAUGACACAGGACUGGACCAUGAUGCAGAGCUGGCUCCUGCGUACGCCCUGCUGAAGAGAGCUAUCCAGGCUGGAUGCAGCGCAGCAAUAUAUUUAUCCGAAAGGUUUUAAAGUAUGUCUGUUGAUCCGUUUCUAGAAAAGAUGGUUGUAGCUUCAGGAGUGGUGUUUGCAGAGGCGGGACUGGACAGUUAUCAC